Molecule: messenger RNA, 448 nt
Organism: Striga hermonthica
Lineage: Eukaryota; Viridiplantae; Streptophyta; Magnoliopsida; Lamiales; Orobanchaceae
Source: the annotation of a GenBank genome assembly
GAAGGAGGCGCACGCACGACGCGAGUGAUACGGAAGUGGUCAUUGAGGCCGGAGGUUGGUCGGGAAUGGUCAAUGGUCGGACGGGCGAAAAGCGCGCAUCGGGCAGUGAUGCGCGAGAGCAGGCAGACGACACGCGGUCAGCGUUGGGUGUACGCAGGUGCACGGCAGGUAAGCGGAGCGCGGGCGUUGGCAGGACGCGCUGGGCGUCACGCGGAAAGAAGACGGGGCGCGCUGGGCGCGUGAUUGGGAAUGACGCGGGCGCAAGCCUCGACCGAGAAGGCAUAGAAGUGCUGGGCGAUAGCACGCACGCGCGAGAGGGAGUCCGCGGCCAGCAGGCACGCGCGAAAGAGGACGCGUGGAGUUCGGGCGCGCGAAGCCUAAGGCGUAAAGGACUAGGCGAGCGAGUGACAUGCGAGGCACGCGCGCGGGUUGCCGCGCACGAAAAGGA